AUGAGGUUCAACACAGCUGCUUUCGUGGCGUUGGCCUCCAGCUCGGCAUUGGCUCUAACGCCUGCUGAGUGGCGCUCUCAAUCCAUCUAUCAAGUCCUUACUGAUCGUUUCGCUCGAACUGACGGCUCGACUACGGCAACAUGUGAUACUGGAGACCAAGUCUACUGUGGGGGUUCAUUCCAAGGAAUCAUCAAUAACCUUGCCUAUAUUCAGGACAUGGGUUUUACAGCUAUCUGGAUCUCUCCCAUCGUGACGAAUCUCGUGGGAGAUAGCUCAGAUGGAGAAGCGUAUCACGGGUACUGGGCUCAGGAUAUCAACACCAUCAACACCAAUUUCGGCACAGCAGCCGACCUGCAGUCUUUGUCUACUGCGCUUCAUGACCGUGGGAUGUAUCUGAUGGUCGAUAUUGUGACAAACCAUAUGGGAUAUCUUGGGUGCGGGACAUGUGUUGACUAUAAUGUCUUUACUCCUUUCAACUCGGAGUCCUACUACCAUCCGUUCUGUCUGAUUGAUUACAACAAUGCGACGAGUAUUCAGGUUUGCUGGGAAGGAGACAACACGGUCUCGCUCCCUGACCUAAGAACCGAGGAUUCGGAUGUGUUGAGUGUGUUUGAGACUUGGGUUGCGAAUCUGGUUUCCACGUAUUCGAUUGAUGGAUUCAGAGUCGAUAGUAUGCAGCAGGUUGAUCAGGCUUUCUGGCCUCCGUUUCAGUCUGCUGCUGGGGGAGUUCAUAUGCUAGGUGAGGUCUUUAAUGGAGAUCCGACUUAUGUCUGUCCGUAUCAGGAGUACAUGACUGGAUUACUCAAUUAUCCUGCAUAUUAUUGGAUCACUCAAGCAUUCGAAUCAACAAGCGGAAGUAUCAGCAACCUGGUGAACGGUAUCAAUGAAAUGAAGUCCGACUGCUCAGACACCACACUCCUCGGUUCAUUCCUAGAAAACCACGACAAUCCUCGCUUCCCAUCCCUCACCUCCGACAUCUCCCUAACCAAGAACGCAAUCGCCUUUACCAUCCUCGCUGACGGAAUCCCCAUCAUCUACGAAGGCCAAGAACAACACUACAGCGGCUCCGGCGUCCCCUACAACCGCGAAGCAAUCUGGCUCUCGGGCUACUCCACAACCUCCACCUUCUACACCUGGAUCGCGUCCCUCAACCAAAUCCGCAACCAAGCCAUCUACCUCUCCAGCGCCUACGUGACCUACAAAGCGUACCCCAUCUACUCAGACACCACUACAAUCGCUAUGCGCAAAGGCGCCACGAACUACCAGAUUAUUUCCGUGUUCAGCAACCUGGGGGCGGGAGGCAGUAGUUACACCUUAACUUUGAGUUCGGCGGAAACAGGAUUCACGGCAAAUCAAGCCUUGGUUGAAGUCAUGAGCUGCACGGCGUACACCACGGAUUCGAGCGGGAACUUGGCUGUUGCGAUGGCGGGUGGUUUGCCACGGGUCUUUUAUCCUGAAGCUGGGUUGGCGGGGAGUGGGAUUUGUAGCUCCUCUACCGCAACCUCCACCCCUACCUCUACAUCCACCUCAACCUCCGCAACCUCCACAUGCACCUCCCCCUCCUCCCUCCCGAUAACCUUCACCGAACUCGCCACAACAACCUACGGCCAAACCAUCAAGCUCGCGGGCUCUCUCCCGGCCCUCGGCUCCUGGGACACUUCAUCCGCCAUCCCGCUCUCCGCGUCCGAAUACACGGCCUCGAACCCGCUGUGGGAGGGCACGGUCAGUCUGCCCGCGGGCGCGGUCGUCGAGUACAAGUUUAUUAAUGUCGCGAGUGAUGGGACGGUUACGUGGGAGGCGGAUCCGAAUCACACGUUGACGGUGCCCGCUGGGUGUGGGGCGAUGGGGGAGAGUGUGGCGGGAGUUUGGCAGAGUUAG
Molecule: messenger RNA, 1878 nt
Organism: Mollisia scopiformis
Lineage: Eukaryota; Fungi; Ascomycota; Leotiomycetes; Helotiales; Mollisiaceae
Product: alpha-amylase
Exons: 7
Coding region: 1-1878 (625 amino acids)
Biological process (GO): carbohydrate catabolic process
Molecular function (GO): calcium ion binding; starch binding; alpha-amylase activity
Source: RefSeq, a predicted model, not a curated record